Porites evermanni is the source of this 4132-nucleotide messenger RNA. NCBI's taxonomy places the organism in Eukaryota, Metazoa, Cnidaria, Anthozoa, Scleractinia, Poritidae. The record is from the annotation of a GenBank genome assembly.
AUGCUCGAGGAUUUGGGUAAAGGCGCCACUUUUCCCUACUCGUUUUUAGAUUUUUCCACCAAUGUGGCCAUGCAUUCAGAGACCAAUGCGGAUUAUAUACUGGCAGUCACUCAUGCGCUGUGGCAUCAUGCAAGUAUCGGCCAGCUGAGUCAGGUCCCAGAGUAAGUAUAUUGUCAUCGACCCAUGGAGAAUUCACCUUCUUGUAAUUUAUCUGUUGAUACCCGCUUUAUGUGUUAAGUCUACCCUAUUUUUCUGAUCUUUCUUGUGUAACUAGUGAUGGAAAUAAGAAAGUCAACAUGAAAGGCAUUUGUGUUGAAUUGAAUUUGAAAAAAAAAGUAAUAACAAGUUUGUAACCCCGAGCACAUGUCGAGAAUCACAACUUUUAAAUAAUUAAAUAAAACCGGUUUUAAGCAAACUUACAGUUCAACCCCAACUUGGUUUUUCCCCCGAAUCGAAGCUCUCAAACUGCUUUGUCAGGUUCUGUGUUUUUGGUUUCAUUUUUGAAACAGUCAGCUUUCGUGAGCGAAAGAUGACGAUAACUGUCGAAAUUAAGAUAGAAGAAUUUUUCAGUUGCUACUACGGUGCUCAUUGCUUGGUUACUUGCAGAUUUUCCGUCUGCGUAUAAAUUAGUGCGGUGUUCAAAACAGUUUGCGUGAAGUGAAAAAGGUUUAUAAAAUCCCCUUUAUGAAAGAUCUGGCUGAAUCGUUAUUAAAAAACGUAGUGAAAUGGAAUCCAGUGAAAGGGAAAACCUUGAUUGAAAUGUGUCGCCAUCAUUACCUGUUGUUGUUCCUUUUCUUAUUUUUACCGGCAACAAAAUAAUAAUACUUAUAAUAAUAAUAAUGAUGAUGAUGAUGAUGAUGAUAACGAUGAUAAUGAUAAUAAUGAUGAUAUUGAUAAUAAUAAUAACAAUAAUAAUAAUAAUAAUAAUAAUAAUAAUAGCGGGUAAACACAUAACAGCAAAGAUGACAAACCCGGCAUUGGCCCUCUACAAAUACAAAACUAAUGUACAAUAACUUCGUGUUUGAAGGUUUGUUCGUGAACGUGUAUCACCACUUGUCACAAAUGAGGCUCAAUUUCUUUACGUGUGUCAUCUUGUCGGACCAUUUCUCCAGCGGUUUCUACAAGAACGACCAAGGUGUCUUCAAGAGGUAUUCACCCAAUCUUACACUUUUUAACAGGGUUGUCUUUUACGUUGCACAUCUUGUAAGAAUUGGUCUGCCGAAAAACUCUUUUCACAGUCCCUAAUUAUUUGUUUUGCAGUGCGAUGACAGGCACAGGAAGUUAAGGGUCGCGGGGGAAAAAGGAAAGGACUUUCCCGAUUUUUUUGUUUUUUUCUCUCGAUUUUCUUUUCGGAAGUCGGCGAUCUAGUCUGCUAAUCUGCUUACAGCUGAUUCCAAAGUGGAUGAACGUGGAAAGCGUGAAGCGUAGUGGUUUGUUCACAGUUGCUUGAAGGAGCGUUUUAACGGAACGGAAAAAGAAACCUGAACAUAGGUCAGCUGUUUUCUCCGUAUGAUCGAGGCACGCCAGGCGUAAGAACUUAUAUUCAGAUUCCUUGAUGAUAUCCCAGACUUAAAUACCUUUUGGGGUCGUCGCGUACACUUUACAUUUUCAAGUGACAACCUUUCUGGAAUCAGAUGUAUACAUAACCUUAAUGCCCGUCGCCUUAAGAAGCACUUUAUUGUGGAGGGAGUGACGUUGAAUGACGUAGGAAAGACCCUGGGAACGAGGUUGCCAUAUCCUGGCAUAUGUUAGUUCAGAAAGAGAAAGAGAAAUUCGUCUUCGUUUGCUUUUUCUCCAUAAAACGUGAAAUUAGAAAAAAGUGAAUGUACGUCGUAGUCGUGCAGUAUCGGCAAAGACUGAAAUGUUUGACGCUCUCGCCGUCGUGACAUCUUAAAGGUUAUGUUACAAGGGACGUUUUUCGCGUAUCACAGCGUUGCGACAUUCCAUUGUUUCGUUCCAACGCUGUUGCCUUAAAAAUCGUCGUUGUAAAUCGUCCUGUGUAAUAUCGCCUUUAAACUCUACAAUUUCUCCCAGCACCUUCGUCUACCCCUGGUUGCAAAGGAUGACACGAGGAACAUUCCCUUGACUUAGGAAACAGCAACGUCCAAAUCCGGACUUCCCCAAACACUUUCCACUAUUUCCUCUCCGCAGUAACGAGCGAGUGGUAAAUUAAAGGGGGCUGUAUGUCAUGGCUGUGUAAUUUAUUUUGUUCAGGGGCACCCAACGAGAAUAUAGUUCAAAACCACUUAAACAUAGCGUUUUUAAACGUAUUUUAGUAUUUAAACGGUAGAUAUAGGCAUAUUUUUAUCCCCUAAAAAUUUUUCAUCUGUUCGGAUUUCCUAGCUGAAAGUCUCGAGAUCCGAAAAUCAGAGGGAUCAAAACUUACCUUUUCGAAAAUUUCAGCCAGAAAAAAGGCUCCCGAAAAAUCUAGGUGAGCUUUUUAGGGUAAAAAUCCGUUAAAAAUGGGCAAUUACACCAAUUUUUAGAUGUUCGAAAAUCCUAGGAGAGGUAGGCAAGCAAAAAAUUUUACAAAAAAUGUUCCGAAAAUUCUAGAUCUCAAAUCGUCUUCCGAACAGAUAUUUUCCGAAAAUUGACGUUGGGUUCCCCCGUUUGUUAAUAAUGUCAAUUUUUAAUACGCAUCCUAAGUAGCCAUGGAACCGAGUGAGAAAUAACUUGUGAAAGGGAAUAUCUGAGCUUCGUGUCAAACAAAUAUGUACCUAAACAUUGUACCAAAGGUUAGGAACAACAAAAGUGAACUUUGAAUACUUGUUAGGCUAACAAAUUUUCAAAAACCACAAUUGCAAUCCGUUUCAAUCUUCUUCAUGCUCUGUCUGUCGGCGCAUCCUUCUGUAUUUGCUAAGUUAGUUAAACCUUCUUUUAAUGUUUAAAGCAGUUAUUUCUCAUGUUUUUCUUAGUUUGGUAGAAGCUCUCGCUGUUUGUAUUUUGAUAAAUUUCGUGACACAGCUGCUUUAAUGGUAGAGGAGUGACAUGGACAGUGUUAAUUAAGAGUCCUUUUUCAUGUUUACAGAUUGUUAUUGAACUGUAUCGUCUGCUAGAAAAAAUCAACAGAGAGGUGCAGUUUCUACAUCACACCGAUACAAUUUGUGACUUCUUGUAUCCUUUAUCACUCCUUUGUAGUUUCACUCUAAAAGUUGUAAAUUACUCUGUUCAUUAUUGUGUUACGUUUGCCGAAACAGAUUGUUUGUUAAGGUUCUUUAGCUUACGUCAGAUACCACAUCAAGUACAUGUUCAUAGGAGAUAUCGUUAAAGACGAAGUCCUAAAGAUCAUUCCUCAGUUACGGCAGUCAUUGCAGAUCCGUCUUCGGUUUAUGACCCAGAGUGUAAAGCGAGAUGAAAACUCAUAACUCAUGAAUGAAGCUUAGUACCAGUCCUCACUUUCAUUGCCUUGACCGCUGGAGGCUUGGUAAAGACCAAAAAAAGAGACCCAACCGUCACCAGCGUAACCAGCGUAGUGCUCUCGACCAGGGAUGAGAAUAAAGCUUUGUGACUACUAUUACUACUACUACUACAAGGCCUUGACAGGAGAAACUGAUGUCACUUCUUGCCGUCCCUGAUACAAGUAACUUAUGCAAAUGUGCCCAAGUACGACUUGCUACUACCAGAAAAAGUUUUGGAAGAGUGGGCACGAGCUUUCGGUACUAGGCUCUCCGGGAUUGUCUGGGCACCCAAAGUUAGUUUUGACUGAGGUUAUUUCGACUGCCAAUAAACGAUCACAGCUCGUACUGGCUGCCAGAUGAUGAAGAAAUCUCAGUCCUAAAAGUCUCCCCAGAGAUUCUGGAUUGGCAUUUAUUUGGAUGUUGGAAAGUGUUAGAAAGGGGGUCAUUUUCGACUGCUCUCACAAUUUAUGUUAGAGGACAUACAUACGUAGAUGUCCUUUUUAAGUGUUCGACCUCCAAAAUUUAACGGAAGACUACAUUUGGUCGCUUCAAGACUGUUCAGAACUCCUGUUGGAACAAGAUAUCAAAAGUCUCUAAAGCUCUCACGUCUUGGGGAACAAAUUAUCAUAAUGCAUUUAUUUCAACGUGCUUUUAAUUUAUUAAACAUUUUAAUUGGUAGACAAUGAGUGGUCCCUCAUUUUUCUGCCUGAAUAUCACCACCUGCAAGGAAGGUG